CAGAAGAUAUCAAUUUAUUAAUUAUAAAACAUAUGUAAAAUGUUGAUGAAAUUGAACGUAUUAAUAUUAUUUUCGAUUAGUGUACAAGUUUCUCGUUCGACAAUCAUGGCCAAUAAUUCCACGACAUCAAGUUUGUUGUUAUUUGAUUUUCAAAAUGUCGCCGAUUUAAGUAACUGGACAGAACAAUCUGACACUGUAAGAUCAGUUGGAAUGUCAAAAGCGACAUUUGAUUUAUAUAAAACUCAAACUAAACAAUCUGCAAUCUUAUUCACAUUGCUAAAUCCGCAACCAAACGGUGCAUGUUUUAGUGGCGUCCGUACAAUAACACAGCUAAACCUUGAUGGAUAUGAAUAUAUAUCAUUUUUAUGCAAAACUGCAGGAAAUGCCACUACAUAUAAAAUUAUUUUAAGGCACAAUAAUUUGAACGACGAGCCAAAUCCUACUUUUGAACAACAAUUUAAGGUUAACACUGAUUCGGAUACUACAGUAAAAAUGCCAAUCUCACAAUUCAAACCCUAUUAUAGGGGAAAAAUAAUAAAAGAUGGACCUACUUUAAAUGUGAAAAAUAUUACUAGAUUUGGCUUUCAAGUGGCUGGUGGCGUCUAUGAAAAUUUUAAGCAAUCAGGUUUAUCAUCAUUAGUGGUGGAUCAAAUAUGGGCAGAACCCUACGGGAGUGCAAAUUAAAUAAUUUUACAUCAUAAAUUAUAACUUAAACAAUAUAAAUUUUUGUCAACCGUUUAA
Molecule: messenger RNA, 741 nt
Organism: Melanaphis sacchari
Lineage: Eukaryota; Metazoa; Arthropoda; Insecta; Hemiptera; Aphididae
Exons: 3
Coding region: 40-684 (214 amino acids)
Biological process (GO): NADH dehydrogenase complex assembly
Source: RefSeq, a predicted model, not a curated record